Molecule: messenger RNA, 1938 nt
Organism: Magnolia sinica
Lineage: Eukaryota; Viridiplantae; Streptophyta; Magnoliopsida; Magnoliales; Magnoliaceae
Product: probable glucan 1,3-beta-glucosidase A
Exons: 8
Coding region: 241-1761 (506 amino acids)
Biological process (GO): carbohydrate metabolic process; establishment or maintenance of cell polarity; cell migration
Cellular component (GO): actin cytoskeleton; cytoplasm
Molecular function (GO): hydrolase activity, hydrolyzing O-glycosyl compounds; actin filament binding
Source: RefSeq, a predicted model, not a curated record
GCCUCUUUGCAAUGUACUCUUUCCAAAUAGGAAUUGGUCUUGCUGAGUUAUCAUCCAUUGUCAGCCCCACCCUUUUUCCUUCUAGACUUUUCAAGCAAUCUCUAUCUGAAUUUUAAGAUUCUCAACUGCAAUUUGGUCAAUCUUUCUACAGCUUUGACAAUCCACUAUUUAAGUAGGGGGCUUUACUCUCCUUUGAGAGAGAGGGAGAGAGAGAGAGAAAGAGAAAGAGAGAUAGAAGGAAUGGCUAGGUACUCCAUGAGAUGGAUGCUCGGCUUUUGUGUUUUUCAUUGUCUUCUCUCACUUUCUGGUGCGAGGGAAACACCUAGUUUUAAAUAUAAAGCAGUAAAUCUUGGAGGCUGGCUUGUUACAGAAGGGUGGAUAAAACCAUCACUCUUUGAUGGCAUCCCCAACAAAGAUCUUUUGGAUGGUACCCAAAUUCAACUAAUGUCAGUCACACAAAGUAAGUACCUUUCUGCUGAGAAUGGUGGUGGAACAAUCAUUGUCGCAAACAGAACGAGUCCUUCGGGGUGGGAAAGUUUUAGUUUGUGGAGGAUCACUGAAUCAAGUUUUAGAAUGAGGGUAUUCAAUAGACAGUUCAUAGGACUAAAUAAACAAGGAGAAGGUACUAACCUAGUGGCGGCUACGAACACAUCUGGUCCAUCUGAAACAUUUGAGAUUGUGAGGAAUGACGAUGAUAAAAACCGAGUUAGAAUCAAAGCCCCAAAUGGCCAAUUCAUACAGGUGAGGACGGAGCACUUGGUCACCGCUGAUUUCUCAGGCAAUUCAAGCUGGGGAGAUGAUGAUCCAUCAGUUUUCGUGAUGAGGAUUGCCAGGACGCUGCAAGGAGAAUUCCAAAUAACCAACGGUUACGGACGUGAAAAAGCCACACAAAUUCUCCAAGAACAUUGGAAAACUUUCAUCGUUGAAGAAGAUAUCAAGUUCGUAUCUGAGAACGGUUUAACUGCAGUUAGAAUUCCAGUUGGAUGGUGGAUAGCCAGUGAUCCAACGCCACCAUGGCCAUUCGUUGGUGGGUCUUUGCAAGCUCUGGACAACGCUUUUUCAUGGGCACAAAAAUACAAUGUGAAGGUUAUAAUCGAUCUCCAUGCAGCACCGGGUUCACAAAACGGAUGGGAACACAGCGCAUCAAGAGAUGGAUUUCAGGAUUGGGGGCGGACCGAAGAAAACAUACAACAAACUGUGGAUGUUAUUGAAUUCCUUACAGCCAGGUAUGCCAAGAAUCCGAGUCUUGUUGGCGUCCAGCUGAUCAAUGAGCCGCUGUCACCUGGAGUUUCCCUUGAGGCCCUUAACAAGUACUACAAAGCCGGCUAUGACGCUGUUAGGAAACAUUCGUCGACGGCUUACGUGAUCAUGGCUAGCCGGCUGGGACCAGCUGACUCGAAGGAGUUCUUGCCUCUUGCCAGCGGCCGCACCAACACGGUCAUCGACGUGCAUUUCUACAACCUAUUUUCAGAUGUCUACGACAACAUGACAGUGCAAGAAAACAUUGAUUUCGUCCAAACAAACAGGUCUAGGCAGCUGAAUGCCGUGACCACAUCCAACGGCCCUCUCACUUUUGUUGGGGAAUGGGUUGCUGAAUGGCAAGUUCGGGGAGCAACAAGGGAGGAUUAUCAGAGAUUUGCAAAGGCCCAAUUAGAGGUGUACGGGCGGGCCACGUUCGGUUGGGCCUAUUGGACACUAAAGAAUGUGAAUAACCACUGGAGUUUGGAGUGGAUGAUUAAAAAUAACUACAUAACGCUCUAGAUUUAUGCAACUAUAAAUACAUUUUGUCCAAUGUCUGUGUGAAAGAGAUGUUCACGUGUUAACGUUUUCUGCAACGCGGUUUACAUCAGAAUCUGUUGGAAGGUGUGUAUUUUGUCAAUGUUCAUCAGGCACUCAAUGUUUCAAAAACCAGGCCCACAUGAUCACAUGAUCACCUGG